Molecule: messenger RNA, 2145 nt
Organism: Cutaneotrichosporon oleaginosum
Lineage: Eukaryota; Fungi; Basidiomycota; Tremellomycetes; Trichosporonales; Trichosporonaceae
Biological process (GO): DNA-templated transcription; positive regulation of transcription by RNA polymerase II
Molecular function (GO): DNA-binding transcription factor activity, RNA polymerase II-specific; zinc ion binding; sequence-specific DNA binding
Source: RefSeq, a predicted model, not a curated record
UUCCGAUGCUUAUGUGGUCGUGACUAUCCUCUCCGGGACGGUGAGGCGGCAUGACUCUCGGAGGAGUUGAGGGCUCCGCACUUCCCCAGACGGACAGGCUCUUCCGCGCGACACUGACAUGAGACCGACGUGGGGAAGAAACGUUGCUUUCCAUCGCACACUCAAUGGCGCUCCGCAGACCAUCUCUCGCAAGCAUCCGCAACCUGCCGCUGGGCGACCCAGCGCGCAGUCCCCCUCAGAGUCUGCUACCUACCAGCGCAAAGCAGGCUUGCCAGGCCUGCCAGCAGCGCAAGCGCAAAUGUGACAGGAAACAGCCGCGAUGCAGCAUGUGCGAGAAGCGGCAAAUCGACUGCGUCUUUGACCUCAAGGGCGACCCCACGCUAUUAGCAGAUGCGCUCGUCGCGCUCGAGGAGCGCGAAGCGCGAGUGCAGGCACUCGAGCAGCGCGUUGCUGCACUUGAGGGCGUUCUCCGGUCCGUCCCGGAGCUGGCCCAUUUCGCCAGACUGCCAACGGAUGAGCUCCCCGGCUGUUCUCCAGCAAGCAUGGAAGCCGACCUGGCUGCCGUCAGCCUAGACGACGGGCGUGACCGUGGCUCCGAGCUCCUCCCCCGCGAGCUGGUCGACAUGGUUGAGGAGCGCCUCGCUGCCCUGCACCACCCACAGCAGAUCAGCAUCACUAAUACAAUGCACAUCCAUCUCGGGGGCGCGGCGACCGUCGAGGAGACGAAUCAUUGGCCGCCGGCCGAGUGGCCGAGCCGCGAGCGCGGCGAACUCCUUGUUAACACGUUCAUCUCCAUGAAUCCCCUGUACCCGAUGUACUGGAAGGACGAUAUGCAGCAAGAUCUGGCCGCGGUCAUGGAUGGCAAAGGAACACCGCUACAAGAAUACACAAUGACGCUCGUCUUCGCUAUCGCGUGCCAAUACCUCGCACAGCGAGACUGCGAGCAGCUAGACACGGCAAUGUUCCGGCAGAAAGCGUUCAGCCUCAUUGGCGUGGUGCUCCGCUCAGAGCCAGCCAUCCGCUGCGCCGAGGCACUUUUCCUCCUAUGUCUCUACGGCGUAUUCGAUUGGGCAAAUCCGGACCUCGCCCAUGCAUCGCCGCUCGCGUCGCACGUCAUGCGCACGCUUGGCUUAUAUCGCGAUCCGCCAGCGACUCUGCCUCAGCGCGAGCGCGAUCGACGGCGGGCAUUCUUCUGGUCUUUGUACGGAAUCGACCUAGGACUGGCAUCCUUGCUCUACAACUUCCCGGUGGGGUUUGAUGGCACGCAGAUCACGAUGGCGUGGCCGGAGAGCCUCGACGAUAGCAUCGCCGAGAGACACGGUAUCGACCCGAUCGAGACGACCAAGCUAAAUGUCGAGCUGCGUCAAAUUGAGUGGUCCUUCGCCUCAUACCAGCGCGGGACUCGGCCGGAUAUCCGCCCGUCCGAACUCAUCGCUCGCUUGGACGCAUGGCGCGAGCGAGCGCAGCGCACUACGCAAAAGCGACCGCAAGGACCGACCUCGACACACCUCGACAUGUACUACCACAUGCUGCGAGGACAGCUGCAUGGACCACAUCUUGACCCCCACGGCGGAGAUGCGCGGAUUAUGCGCGAGAGCGCGCGCUCGACGCUCGAGUACAUGGUCGCGCUGAAUCAGCAAUCGCUCAUGGGCGACAGCUACUUUCACUUCAAUUACAUGAUCAUCAUGGGCAUGGCACUUUUGUACGCCGUCCUGCGCCUGGACGGAAACCCCGCCAAAUGCGACGCCGCAUGGUGUGCUGCUGCGAUUGACGAUGUUGAGAAGUGUCAAGCAUACCUCCGUUCAUUCUGCAAGGGGUGGCCACACACACGUGUGCUGUCUCAUACAUACGAUUGUUUUGCGGCGCGCGCGAUUGCCCAGCUUCAAAUCCACUUUGAGCGCCCAGCCGGUAUGUCAUUGAUAGAGCUGGUGCCUACGCCUGAAAUGGACGAUAAAAGCGGCAUCCUCGUCGCGGUCAAUCCGGUACAUCCACUUGUCGAGGACCCUCUGCACUUAUUCCAGACCAACCAGAAGGAGGGUGAUGUCGACGCGCUCCUCUCCAUGCUGGGCUGGAAUGCCGAGUGGCUUCCUGAGCUCCUCCCUAGUUUCCAGUAGUGUGUCCAUGCACGUAAUUUGUACAAUCUGA